Molecule: messenger RNA, 2937 nt
Organism: Monopterus albus (swamp eel)
Lineage: Eukaryota; Metazoa; Chordata; Actinopteri; Synbranchiformes; Synbranchidae
Gene: ndufaf6
Product: NADH:ubiquinone oxidoreductase complex assembly factor 6
Exons: 9
Coding region: 20-1015 (331 amino acids)
Biological process (GO): biosynthetic process; mitochondrial respiratory chain complex I assembly
Cellular component (GO): mitochondrion
Source: RefSeq, a predicted model, not a curated record
GCGAAAGUACAAGGGGAACAUGGCUGCUGGUAUUAGUACUAAACAUGGGUUAUUACGCAGUCAAACAUCGCUGUGCCAUGUUGUUCACAGGAAAAUUUUCCCCAACAGUGUUUGUAUACAAAGAGCGGUGGAAAUACCGAGUGUGAGAGGGACAACCAGCGUGAGAGCAGACUCUCAGCACAAUGAAAAGUACUGUCUGGAGCUGGUCAGGUCCAGGGACUAUGACGGCUUUGUGUCCUCCCUCCUCCUCCCAGAAGAGGCACGGCGCUCCUCUCUGGCUCUGAGAGCCUUUAAUGUGGAGCUGGCACAGGUGAAGGACUUAGUUUCCCAGAAGACAAUUGGUCUGAUGCGAAUGCAGUUCUGGAAGUCAGCCAUAGAAGAAAUCUACAGAGACGAGGCUCCAAAGCAGCCAGUCAGCGCUGAGCUGUGGAGGGCGGUGAGGAAACACUACCUGACAAAGAGAUGGCUGCUGAGGAUCAUAACCGAGAGAGAAAAGGAUCUGGAUGACAGAACCUACAGGAACCUACAGGAACUGGAGAGAUAUUCAGAGAACACCCAGUCCUCCUUAAUAUACCUGCUGCUGGAGUGUUUAGGUGUGAAAGACGUCCACGCAGACCACGCAGCGAGCCACAUUGGUAAAGCUCAGGGAAUUGUGACAAGUCUGAGAGCGAUUCCUUAUCACAGCAACCGGCGGAAAGUCUACCUGCCCAUGGACAUCUGCAUGCUGCACGGAGCAUCUCAGGAGGACUUCAUCCGCGGCAGCCGGGACCAGAAAGUCCGGGAUGUUGUGUACGACAUCGCCAGUCAGGCUCACGUACAUUUACAACACGCACGAUCAUUUAGCCACAACGUUCCUGCAGCUGCCACUCGGGCCUUCCUCCAGACGGUGGCUUUGGAGGACUACCUGCAGAGAGUGAGAAGGGCAGAUUUUGAUGUGUUCCACCCGAGUCUGCAGAACAGAAACCCUCUCCUCCCCAUCCAGCUGUACAUCCGCUCCUGGAAGAAGACCUACUGAUGUGAGUCUCCCGCCUCCUCCUCCCAGUCUCUCCAGUGACUCCAGUUUGACCAAAGCCCAGAGAUUUCAGCUCUCUGCUUGGAGAUCACAUUGUAACAGAUCUGUAAAGACAUCAAGACUUGUUCUGGACUACAGCUCUGCCACUCAGGAGCUGUCCCUUUUAAUAAAACCACACCAAAGUUUGUUUCUCAAACUGUGGCUCACACACCAGCUUCAGUCCCAAAUCAUCAGGCAGGGAACAGUCUGACGAUGCAUUGCAAGAAUUCAAGUAUGUAAUAAUGAAUUUUGGAAAUGUACUUUGUUGGGGGACGACAGUGUUGCGGUGGGUAGAGCAGUUGACUCCCAAUCAGAAGGUUGAGGGCUCGAAUCUCGGUGCCUGCAGUCCACGUGUCGAAGUGUCCUUGGGCAAGACACUGAACCCUCCAAGUUGCACGUAUGCACACGCAGCGGCCUGGGGCCCCUCAGCUCCUUACAAAAUUUCAUUGUACAUGUCACAAUGUUACAAUGACAAUAAAAAAUAAAGCUUCUUGUUCAGAUGUUCUGUGGAUGCGUAAAGAAUAAUUGUGGAUUAUUAUAACUUUGGUCUUACUUUUAUACGUGUAACCAUCAUUUUUAUCAGCACUAAUGAGAUUGUGACUUCCAGGGUAAUUACUGAGCUCUGUGAACAGAGAGCAGAAAAGGCCUGAAGAUGAGCAGAUGAAAUGCUAUCAAGAAGGACGAUGUAGUUGGAGGAUGAGAGCAGAGGUUGUAUGUUUCAUUUUUUGGUGAAAAGAACAUGUUCAGACACUAACGAGCCAAAUCACAGUAAUAAAGAAGAUAAACUGCAAACACAUGACAGGAAAAUGUGCAGAUGAGGUUACAAGUCUAAACUCGUGUCAGAAGUACUCUGGCGGUCGGCGGUGAAUGUGGGGUCUUUCACCCGGCUCACCACCUUGCCUUGACAGGUGCCUCAUUGGGCCUUAAUUAAGCCUCAUCCCCUCUGCUUGAAGCCGCUGCCGGCACAGAGAUGGGUAAUUACGGGCUCCAACCCAGAGAGCCACUGUUUACUGCAGCAGACACGCCAGCUUUACACUGCGGGGAAAACGGAAAGCAUUAAUUAGGCCUUUCUGCCCUGUCAGGAGUAAUUGCACUGAGUGGAGGAAACAUUUGUUCACCUUCACUUCUUCACUGAAAGUGCUCCUCCAACUUCAAACCUGCAUUCCUCACAUUGAUGGCCACCAGGGGCACCAGAACUGACAUGGCCACCUUAUAAAGAUGUUAGUCACCUAGAGCUACAUGGUCAUCCCAUCAGAGCAGGGUUUGUGUCCACCUGAUGAAUGUCCAAUAAUCACCCACAUUGUAGUUCUGAUUUUGGCCUCCACCUCCUCCUGAGGGAAAUAUCUGGCUGUCUAGCUGCCAAACACUCCAGUUUCUUCACCAGCUGGUGUCUAACUGCCGUUUGAUGCUGACCAUUGAUAUUAACACGUAGAUUUCUGAGCCACUGCUGUUCAUUACAGCGAUGUGUCCACGCAGCUGCCACGUUGUUGUUGUUGUUAAAGCCUUUUCUAAAAUGACCGGACUCCCUCUUAGAGCCCUUUCUUCCUUAUGUGAGCAGCAGAUCAUUGCACUGUGGUGUUUGUCAUUAUAGGUGUGCUUUUAAAUGUACUAUCAUAGAAUAAUGACCUUACAAAUCAACUCUUCGUGCUCUUUUUAAUUGGCCACAGGUGAUAAAUAAAGUACAAUGGAACCUUGGAUUGUGAGUAUAAUUUGUUCCGGCAACAUGCUCAUAAUCCAAAGCACUCAUAUAUCAAAGCGAAUUUCCCCAUAAGAAAUAAUGGAAAGUCAGAUGAUUUGUUCCACACCCUCUUAUCCUUAUAAAAAUGAUUACAGUAAUACAAAAUACAGUGUAAAGUAAAAAUAAAACACAUUAACCUGCACUUUAC